Molecule: messenger RNA, 3874 nt
Organism: Aedes aegypti (yellow fever mosquito)
Lineage: Eukaryota; Metazoa; Arthropoda; Insecta; Diptera; Culicidae
Product: transient receptor potential cation channel protein painless
Exons: 5
Coding region: 128-3427 (1099 amino acids)
Biological process (GO): monoatomic ion transport; transmembrane transport
Cellular component (GO): membrane
Molecular function (GO): monoatomic ion channel activity; protein binding
Source: RefSeq, a predicted model, not a curated record
ACUAGUCGUGUCGCGGACGUCUUAGUCAAAUCAUCCUCGCAGUUUUUCAAGGUCAAUCGGCAAACUCGCUUCGGUUCCGGCUAGAUUAGGGGUGAUUCGAUUAUCGCCGUGAUAGCAUUCGACCGCCAUGGACUCUACUGAAGAAAUCGAAGAAGGACUACUGCAGACUGUUGCUGUAGCAGACAAUGCGACGAAAAAAUCCUCAAAACGGGAAGAGUUACACAUACUGAAGGCAAAGUUCUUCAAACAACAGGGUGUUCUCUUCGAAACGUUCCACAGCAUCGUACUGCCUCCCAUCAUAUGUGUCACCCUUGCCGACCUUCAUGGAGCUAUCAAAAACGGUUCAUUCGACACUCUGUUGCAGUUGUUGAAAACCUUUAUGCGCUGUAAGAUUCCACAACAAUGCCCAAAGACUCCCGGCUCCAUCUUGACGAAGUUGAAUUAUUUCUCCAGACAGAAUCCAAACAGGGCGGCCAACGAUGAGGAUCAACCCAUGCAACAGAGAAAGCUUGAGGAACUACGGAAGCAGGCAUCAUCUUUUUUGAGGAAGAAAAAGGAAGAUCAGCCAGCUGAGCUGAACGAAUUAAGAACGAAAUUUGUACUAAUUAUCGAAGCAUUCAAACCAUGGAUACAACUGGGUUCAGAAGAUCUGGAAGUGUCUGAUGUUGAACAAUGGCAUGAAGCUGCCAAUAGGUUGAUUGUAAGCCUCCAAAAGCACCUGGAAGAGUGGUGCGCUCGCUCAGACAUAACUCAAGUACAUGAAUUGUUUGAAGAGCUGAACAAAAGAGAUGAUUCGCGAACGAUUGCCGAACCGAAGACGUUGCUUCAAAAUGCGAAAACUCAUGGAGCUCUCGCUAUUAUGCUAAAAAGGAGUGACAUCUUCAGGCCCUUUUUAAAAGUUAUCCUAGAGCAGUUCAACGCUUUUAAUGAGCAAAUUCAACAUGAUUUGGAUAGUCCACUUCACUACGCCGUUCGGAAUUUGGAUGACAGUUUCUUACAGUGGCUACUGAAGCAGCAAUCCCUGGAUAUCAACAUCCGAAACAAACAAAAGAAAACUGUACUGUUCUUUCUUUGUGAACAGUACGAUUCAGUGAGACAAAAGAUUAAAAACCAUGGGAAAAACGAUGACCAAGAUAAGCUAUACGAAACGCUACUAAAAUACCGAAGUUUUAUUAAAAACCUUCUUGAACACGGAGCGAAUAUGAACAUUUGCAGCAGUAAGGCCCUUUUGCCGUACGAGUUAUUGACUGGUCGCAAUUUUGGUGUGACCAGCAUAGGGAAUCAACUGGUCCUUCAGGAGCAGGAAUUUUUCAGAAGAUGUGACCAACUUUGGCAACGGACUGGCAACCAUGUAGUUUUGAAGAGAUUUGGUAAAAGCAAAGAGUUUCCAAUCGAAAAUUUUGGAGAAAUCACGGUUGAAUUACUGGAAAUUUUCUUGCGAUUCAAAGAGGAAGCUUUGUUUAAAGACCAACUUCAUGAAUUGAAACUGAAAGAAGUCGAUGAAAGGAAGGUGAUAAGAUUUUUGUUGCAUCCAGCAGUUGAACAGAAUAUGAGUAAAUCCGUUGAGGAAAUAUUGAAACACUGUGGAAAACAGAUAUUCGCACCAGCAGAGGAUAAAUCAUCGGAACUGAAAUAUCGUGUCGAAUUGAAAGGUCUACUACACAAAGCUUGUGAUAGUGCAAACAAAGAUACACUUGCACGGCUAGUGAACUGUAUGGAUAAAGACAGGAUGCUGAUCAACGAUGAGUGUAUCCUAGUGUACACACUAAACCGAUGUAAAACUCUGUCCGAUGAUAAAACAAAGAGCAACUUGCUAGAAUGUGCUCAAUGGAUGGCUUCUGAUAGAAGGGUAUUCCAGUCCAGAACGGAUUGCUAUGGAAACACAGCUCUGCAUGUAGCGUUGAAAUAUGAAUUCAUAGAUGUGGCCAAGUCGCUCCUUUCAAACUCGAAGUUUGUAUACUUAGGAGUUAGAAACAAUAAAAGUGAGACGCCGAUGACUUAUGCGACUUACGAAUUCUACAAGGCCUAUCUCGACGGAUGUAUCAAAACUGUGCCAGGCUCAGGUCCUAAAGGAGAUGUUUUAAUUGAUUUGGAGGGAAUCAAUCCAUUCGCAAUUAAAAAAUCUAAAGAAAAGAAAGAUGUGAUUUUACCAAAACAUGGUGCAGCGCAUGACAGUGACAGAAGGUCGUUCUCCUCAAUGGACUGUGUCAAGAGCAUCGCAGAUUCUAAGGAUCACAGACAACUUCUGUAUCACCCUGUUAUCUACACUUUUAUCUUAAUUGAAUGGUUCAGAUAUAGCAGCUGGCACAUUGCAAAUCUACUGUUAACUUUUUCAACAUGCAUCACAUUUGGCUACUAUUCAUUGGAUUACAUUUGCAAUGGCCAUUUCUCAUUACUUUUCUACGUUUUCAGUUGGUGUGGUGUUGCUUGCGUAUUCAUAAGAGAAUUACUUCAGUGGGCAGUGUUUGGCAAGCAGUACCUCUGGACCCUUCAGAAUUGGUUGGAUAUUGCAAACAUUCUAGGGAUGAUCCUUGUUCUAACAUUCUUCUGUAGUUCGGUAGUCUCAGCACUUUCCAUAAUCAUUCUUGCUAUACAAUUAAUACAGCUAAUCGGAUCACUGCCUUUCAAUACGAUCUCUACCUAUCGUACCAUGUUCCGAAUGGUGGCUCUCAACGUUAUCAAAAGUUUGGCACUCUUCUGCCCUCUCUUAAUAGCAUUUGCAUAUAGCUUUUAUGUGACAUACAACGACACCAAGUCCUCCAAAAAUUCAACCACUGGAAAUGCAAGCGACAAUUCGCAAUUCAAUAAAUUUGGUUCGGCCUCUACUGCCGGAGUCAAAAUACUGGUCAUGGCCACCGGAGAAUUCGAAGCAGCCGAGAUGAACAUCGACGGAAAAUCAAUGAUCAUCUUCCUGCUCUUCCUCUUCUGCGUACCAAUGGUUAUCCAGAACCUGAUCAACGGUUUGGCCAUAAGUGAUGUUGCCGAAAUACGGAGCCAAUCCGAAUCGAUCAGUCUGAUGGAAAAAGUUCAACUCCUUGCUCAGUUUGAAGCAGGUUUAUCACGUACCACAUACAAACCUGUUCGGAAGGUCCUCGAUCAGUUGCAAAAACUAUCGCCGGUUCAAUUUUUCCGCACCUUUUCAAGUAAAAUUAAGAUAUCCAUUGACGACGGCGCAAAGAUCAUGAUCAAACCUUUACAUUCGAAAUUGAACAAACAUGCUACUCAAUCAUCGGCAGCAUUAAACAAUACAGCGAAGGAAUCGGAAGAAUCGCCCAAAAAUUGCUGGAAAACCCUUCCAAGGAUUCCGGGACUGGAUACUUUUGUGGCAAAACUUAAUGAUUCUAUAGCGGAAGAAUUACUGCUCAUCGGUAAUCAGAAUACAACUAUCAUCAACCAAAGAACCAACCCUAGAAGGUCGACAGUAUAGGAAAAUUGGAGCAAAAUAUGAGCAACCAGCCCUAACUGUUCUAUAGCUUUUACUUGUACAACUAGAUAUUUACACAUGCAGGUAUAAUUUCGAUAGAGGUCUUCGUCAGUCUUAGGGAAACUUGUUAAUUGUAAAAUUUUUGUAGCAUACAUUAAUCAAAAUCAGGAUCAAUAUGCAUUGCAAAAGUUAAAAUUUGGAGAAGGUUGCAUUUAGUGAAGCAAACGUAAAUGCUUGUCAUAGUGUAAUUUAAUGAACACAAUAAACAUCUAUGUGAGAUGUGUUGCAUAGCAAAACAUUUUAUAAACUUAAAAACGUAUUUAGGUUAACUGAGAUUAUAUUUAUUCUACCUCAGGAUGAAGCAUUUGUAAAAUAUUUGAAUUUAAUAAAACGUACUUACGACAAAUUAUCUUUAAUCAAAACAGAAAAUAUAGUUUAUUUCAAAAACCA